Messenger RNA from Elgaria multicarinata webbii, 2904 nucleotides. RefSeq names its product atlastin GTPase 2 (gene ATL2). NCBI's taxonomy places the organism in Eukaryota, Metazoa, Chordata, Lepidosauria, Squamata, Anguidae. The transcript has 13 exons. Bases 16 to 1734 code for a protein of 572 amino acids. Gene Ontology annotation, biological process: protein homooligomerization; endoplasmic reticulum organization. Gene Ontology annotation, molecular function: GTP binding; GTPase activity. The record is from RefSeq and is a predicted model, not a curated record.
UUUAAACCUGACAAGAUGGCGGAAGGGGACGCGGCUCGGUGUGGGCAGCGAGUAGGGCUGCCCCGGCUACAGCCAGACUUGGCAGGCGAAAACUAUGUGGAUUCAGAAGAGAAUGCCUUUUUGGAUCCUAAUGAAGAGGUGGUUAUAGAAAAGCCCGGCCCAAUACAAAUUGUUCUUGCUCAUGAAGAUGAUCAUAACUUUGACCUGGAUGAAUCAGCAUUGGAGAGAAUCUUGCUUCAGGAACACAUAAGAGAUCUCAAUAUAGUAGUUGUUUCUGUAGCUGGUGCAUUCCGUAAAGGAAAAUCCUUUCUCUUGGAUUUUAUGCUUAGGUAUAUGUACAACAAGGAGUCAUCGUCUUGGAUAGGUGGAACUAAUGAGCCUUUGACUGGGUUUACAUGGAGAGGAGGGUGUGAGAGAGAGACAACUGGCAUUCAGAUUUGGAGUGAAGUGUUCAUUGUCCCCAAGCCUGAUGGGACAAAGGUUGCUGUAUUACUUAUGGAUACCCAAGGUGCCUUUGAUAGCCAAUCAACUAUCAAAGACUGUGCAACUGUAUUUGCUCUGAGCACCAUGACAAGUUCUGUCCAGGUAUACAACUUAUCACAGAACAUCCAAGAAGAUGAUCUUCAGCAUUUGCAGCUGUUUACAGAGUAUGGACGGCUAGCUAUGGAAGAAAUUUACCAAAAGCCAUUUCAGACACUAAUGUUCUUAAUUAGAGACUGGAGCUAUCCUUAUGAACAUUCAUAUGGCUUAACAGGAGGACAAGAAUUUCUAGAAAAGAGGUUGCAGGUAAAGUUACAGCAGCAUGAAGAGCUCCAGAAUGUAAGGAAGCAUAUUCAUUCAUGUUUCAGUAAUCUUGGCUGUUUCCUGUUGCCACACCCUGGUCUUAAGGUUGCAACUAACCCAACCUUUGAUGGGAGGCUAAAUGACAUUGAUGAAGAGUUUAAAAGAGAGCUACGGAAUCUGGUUCCAUUGCUGCUUGCCCCUGAAAAUCUGGUAGAAAAAGAGAUCAGUGGCUCGAUGGUGACGUGUAGAGACCUUGUGCAAUAUUUUAAGGCUUAUAUUAAAAUAUAUCAAGGAGAGGAGCUACCUCAUCCUAAGUCGAUGCUCCAGGCAACAGCAGAAGCUAACAACCUUGCCGCAGUAGCUGGAGCAAAAGAUUCUUACAACAAAGGAAUGGAGCAGGUUUGUGGGGGAGAUAAGCCUUACAUUGCUCCUGCAGACUUAGAGCAAAAGCAUCAGGAUCUUAAGGCGUUUGCUAUAAAACAGUUCCGUUCUGUGAAAAAGAUGGGAGGUGAAGAGUUCUGUCGCCGCUACCAGGACCAGCUUGAAGAAGAGCUCGAUGAAAUCUAUGCAAACUUUGUGAAACACAAUGAUGGCAAAAACAUCUUCUAUGCUGCUCGUACUCCUGCCACUCUCUUUGCUGUCAUGUUUGCCAUGUACAUAAUCUCAGGACUGACUGGCUUCCUUGGCAUGAACUCCAUAGCUACCCUGUGCAACCUUGUGCUGGGGUUAGCGCUUGCCUCCCUUUGUACUUGGGCAUAUGUUAAAUACUCUGGGGAAUUCAGAGAAGUUGGAACACUCAUUGAUCAGAUGGCUGAACUUCUAUGGGAGCAGGUGCUAAAACCUCUUGGGGAUAAUUUGAUUGAAGAUACCAUGAGACAAUCGGUUACAAACUCUAUCAAAGCAGGCCUGACUGAACAGAUGUCUCAGCAUGCCAGAUUAAAGGCAGACUGACAGUUCAUCUCAUCUCAUUCACCUGCCCAUCCUAGACUUGCUUGCUGUACAAUGAGAACUCAAUAAACCAAAGUUUACAUUUGACUGUAGAGAUGUAGUUUAGCCUGACUGGCUUCCCAAUUUGCUGCCAUCAUAUUGUGGGAGGGUGAGAGUUCAGGAAAAGAAAUUGACUGCUUUUAAGACUUCCUCCUUUGCUCACUUCUAAGAGGGACCCAGGUGUUGUGGAGAUGAGAAGGGGGUGUCUUAACUAUGGUACUAGUGUAUUAUGUACCCAGGGAGAUGUGGUGUGGGCCUCUGUCUUAUGGAAACAUAUCCACUCUAAAGGGUUUUUCAGGGAAGUAAUUUUCAAACCUAUACGAGGAAAUCUUUUAACAGAAUGUAUGUAGCCACACAAUGUUCCACUGAACAUUUUAACUUUGAACACUUGUAAACCAUUAACAUGAAUCCAGUUGUCAUAGCAGCAGUGGGCAACUGUGAGGUCAUGUUUGAGCCACUACAUUUAGCUAUUACUUGCUUUACUGCCUUUUCUACCAGUAUUACCCAAAUGCAUGUGUAUUGUUCUCCACAGAAAUUACAUUUAGAGGUAACAAUUGUAACCAAGGAAGCUAUCUUCACGUGUACAUUGUCUUGCCUUUUUAAAUUUGGAGACCUUAUCCUACAGGAUAUGCAUAUUGAGAAAAGAGCUUUUUCUCUGCAGUUUUAGCCUUUGUGUAUAUAUAAUAUGCCAUUAAUAUUACUGGGGGGAGUAAAUCCAUCCAAAAACAAAGACCGUUGCCUACAGCUACAAAGCAAUGAGUUAGGAUUGUCUGUACAGUGUGUCUAGUUAUUUUUUAAGAAACCACAGGGCAUGUAUAAAAUAUAAAUAUAUAAAUACAAUUUUGUAUCAAAGUUUUGUAGUUUAUGGCAAAACCUGGUUCUGUGAUAGGCUAAGUACAGUCCUUGUAAAGGAAUGUUUGUGGCUCAUGUAAAUGUGUGAAUGCAUCAAAACAAUUUGGAGUUUUUUGAUAUAUUUGUGAUAUUUACCUGCCUUGAGCACUGCAAUCUCACCCCAUGGGAAAUCAGUGGGAAUGUUUGUUGUGAAACUUUGUCUUCAGUUGCAUUUUAAAGUUAUUUCCUGUAAUUUAUUUUCCAGUACAUUAUUAAAAUCAAUUGUGUAUAUAUUAAAUUAAA